CUUUCUUCUGGUAUUUUAGAUGCUUGCCCGUUAGCUGUUGAUUCCAGUUCUUCGUUGGUUGGAGAGUUAAUAACCUUUUCAUUGGAAGUUCCGUUCCUGAUUCUUCAGUUUGUUUUGUUGUUGGAUAGUCAUGAAAUUCAUCUAUCAAGAAUUCUACAGUGCGAGCUCUGCUUCAGAUCAAGGUACUCUUUAUCAGUUGCGCAACCUCUUACAUAGAGUUGAUGUUACAGGACCUGAUGGUGUCACCGGUGCUUUCAGGCAGCAUUUUGCUUUUGUUGAGGACUGCCUUGAUGCUUUUAUACUGGCUGCUGCCAUGGAUAUAAUGGGCAUGAAUGAACUGGAUGAUCAACCUAAGGAAUUCAGACCACCACCACUGAUACAGACUGCUAGCUGUGAUGAGCAAUAUUCCUGGUUGUCAUCAUUAGCGCAAGAAAUUCUGGAACGCCAUGUGAAGCUUGAUAAAGACAAGAAUCCACAGCAAAUCGCUGCAGAGGCAAUGGAACUUGAUCAGAAUUCAGCCUUAAUACAGGAAAUGUAUGACCCAUUGACCAGGAAGUACACUUGCACCUGUGCCAAAGAGUACAAAAGUCUGGGAUUUUUCAAAAGACAUUUAGUUAAAGAGCAUAACUGGACAUUUGACGUACCAGAAAAAAAUCCUUCUGAGACCGAUUUGAUAGCUUCGUACAGAGGAUCAUUUAUGAAGAACGCAUUAUUGUUAAGAGACACAUACAAUGCAUUUCGUAUGGGAGAUGGGAACAGAAUUUCAAGGAAUACCAAAUUUGAAAUGCUAUGUGCUUCUGUUAGGGGUCACACCAAAUACAAGUUGUGGCUUUGGAGAUUCCAAGCAUACAUAACCGCAAUUUUGACUCCAAAACAGGCAGAGGAGUAUUUAUGGAACUGUACGGCAAGUACAAGUGGAGGUGUUGGGAACAAUAUUCCUAAUGACAACCUUGUGGAGUUGCAUGUUCAGCUCGUUAAAAAACUCAUCAAGGAACAAGGAGGAAACUUCACCUACCAGAGUGCCAAGAAAGCAGCUCUUUCAGCCCAUCUGCAAAAGGAAAUGAAAGAAAAUCUGGAAGGAAAUGUAGCAGCAGCAUCAUCUGGGAGAAGUCGCACCAAAACGGACAGUUCUAGUGACUUAUAUCUUAUUCUAAAAGAACUUGUUGCUGCUGGUGUGUUCCGAUAUGAAGUAGGCAGAAAAUAUGAUAGUUUUAGCAAUUUCAAAGAUGUCUAUCAAAGAAUAAAUUUGCCUGAAUUACAUGCAUGGAUAACAAAGCAAAAAACCCGUGCAUCAAGUGAAAUGUUUUGAGUGACCAGAACUGUGUUUAUAAAAUGUUAAAAAUUUUUAAACGUGUUAUUUGCUGUACAUCAUCAAUUUGCCAUUUUUGUAUAUAUUGCUUGAAAAGUGAGGAAAUGUUAGAAUAUGGCAGAAUUAAGUAUGAUGUAAAUUAAAAUUUACACUUGUUCAAAUAUUUUUUGAAAGGAUGUUUUUUUGCAUUUUAACGUUGAUAUAUAGAUCUAGCAAGAGUCCAAGUGCAAUCAAUUAAGUAAACAGAAAAUGUCAGUUUUCAAACUAUGUAUAGUAUGCUAUUAAAAAUGUUAUAUAUGCAAACAUCAAGUGGAAUCUCCCACCAAUAAUGGAAUUAACAAUAUUUUUCCUAGCUGACUCCCUUUCUAAACAUGCCAUCUAUUAAAUUGAUUUGGGGAAUUUCAGUCUGCUCUCUGAUGGAGGUCAUUUUAUUUUCUACAAGUAUUCAUCUUAUAUCAAUAAUUCUUGAACAUUUAGAUUUAAGAAUACGAAAAGAUGUGAUGUGUAUGAUGUAUUUAUUACAUAUUUAUUACAUAUGUAUU
Molecule: messenger RNA, 1851 nt
Organism: Saccostrea cuccullata (small rock oyster)
Lineage: Eukaryota; Metazoa; Mollusca; Bivalvia; Ostreida; Ostreidae
Exons: 4
Coding region: 131-1309 (392 amino acids)
Source: RefSeq, a predicted model, not a curated record